AAAGAAAAAGAGAGAAAAUCAAAUAACUUUUGUUUUAUUCAUAAACUGCUCUUCAGUAAUUUGUGCCAGUAUGCAACGCUUCUUAUAAUCACAAAACAUAAAAUAUGAUUUUGGAACAUUGAAGUAACACGCAAAUACUUCAGUUUUUAAUGAUUUAACACACUUGACGUCAGGUAAUGCAGUUAUUAGAAUACAUGAGACUACAUUAGUUAACAUCAGAGAUGUAGUGGAGUAGAAGUAUAAAGCAGCAUAUAAUGAAAAUAUUCACGUAAAGUACAAGUACCUGACAGUUGUACUUAAGUACAGUACUUGAGUUAAUGUACUUAGUUACUCUUCAUCACUUUUAAGAGCUUGUUUGAGUGUUAAAUGUGUGACAAACGCGACUCGUGUGAGGACGUGUUUCCUCUCUCGUCCUGCAGGGGGCGACAGCGAGACAUCUGCUCCUCAUCUACACCAACGAGCUGAAGACGAAGAAGAACAUUUGGACGUUUUGGAGUCAAUGGAGCAGACAGUGGUGUUGUGAGCUCGACAGGAAGGUCUGCUGUUAUCUCUCUAUAGAGACACUAUUCAGAGAGAGUUUAACAGUUAGUAUUGAACCUCGUUGAGGCGGUGAAACGUCCUGUGUUUGACGACAUGGAGACCAAAGCGGUGCUGAAUGCGGUUCCUCCGUACGGACAUGUUAUUACCAGCGAGAAGUGGAGAAACUCGUCCCUCAUUCAAGGCUUAAAGGGUGGCGGUGUGAGGAUCCUCUUUGAGGAGGAGCUCGCUGUGGCAGAUUUCCAGCUGCCCAACAAGAGCUGCAUCCUGUACGUGUCCGAGUGCGACGUCAUAGCAGGAAACGGCUACAAGAGGAAACUGGUUCGCUACAGAAAUAGCAGCAGCAGCAGCUUCCAGGAGCUGGUGCUGCUGGAGAACACCAGACUCAGUGAGCAGUACUUCGCUGCCGUGCAGAAGUUUGUGGUGUUGGACCUCGGCCUGACUCUGCUGCCGGUCGGCGGGCAGACCGAGGCCUCGCAGCUCAUCACUCAGAUGGUCCACGGGGAGGGCAGAGCGAACCCCUUCAGGAGGAGGACUUCGUCCCGGCUGUUGGACCCGCUGGUCCUGGCUCUGGUGCAGCAUGUCCCCGGGGUGGGCAGGGUCAAAGCUCUGGCCCUGCUGGAGCAGUUCUCCAGCAUCCAGCAGCUCUGCAAUGCCGCCCCCGCCGAGCUGGAGCCCAUCGUGGGUCAGGCUGCAGCUCAGCAGAUCCACAGCUUCUUCCACAAACCCACUGCUGCUGGAACCUGAAGGUUCAACUCUGGCUCUGUAUCUAACCAGGGAGCUUUGGAGGAAGUGAUGCAGAUACACUUUGGCUCACAUGGACACUACAACUAAUCUAACUUUGCAUUGUUUCUGCAAGUGUUCAAACAUCAAGAAGCCAAAUGUGUUUGACUCUGCUGGAACGCCUUAGACCGCAUAAAACAUGGACGAGGUCUCCGUGACGUCACCCAGAGGUUUAAGAACCGUGGUGAAGCUCAAAGUGGGCGGCGGUGACGUCACAGCCUAACUCUAAAAUAAAUCAAAGUGGGAGGAGCUGAGGCGGCCCGGUGACACAGCAGAGCAGACAGUUAGCGACCAGUCUGUUUAUAAGAAGUGGAGGAAGUUGUCGUGACGUCA
Messenger RNA from Anarrhichthys ocellatus (wolf-eel), 1653 nucleotides. It is a transcript of the gene faap24, whose product is annotated as FA core complex associated protein 24. Gene Ontology annotation, molecular function: chromatin binding. Bases 634 to 1284 code for a protein of 216 amino acids. Gene Ontology annotation, biological process: interstrand cross-link repair. Lineage: Eukaryota; Metazoa; Chordata; Actinopteri; Perciformes; Anarhichadidae. Gene Ontology annotation, cellular component: Fanconi anaemia nuclear complex. The transcript is spliced from 4 exons. The record is from RefSeq and is a predicted model, not a curated record.